This is a messenger RNA of Schistocerca serialis cubense, 14535 nucleotides long. It is a transcript of the gene dsd, whose product is annotated as attractin. The coding region runs from base 14 to 3724 and encodes 1236 amino acids. The transcript has 23 exons. Lineage: Eukaryota; Metazoa; Arthropoda; Insecta; Orthoptera; Acrididae. The record is from RefSeq and is a predicted model, not a curated record. Gene Ontology annotation, cellular component: Golgi apparatus. Gene Ontology annotation, molecular function: protein binding.
UGUUGGUUGCAAGAUGGCAGCGGCUUUGCAGAUGUUUUUAUUCCUGUUUAAGUCGAAAUAUCGCCGAAAAUGUGUUUUUACGAGUGGAGUGUUUAGUAUGAUUGUAGUGUACUCAAGUGUAUUUAAUUUAGCUUCGAGUACAAACUGUACUGGUGCACAGUGUGUGAACGGGGAAUGUGUGAAUGGCACAGGUUGUGUUUGUUUUGAUGGGUGGCAAGGACCUUCCUGUCAAUUUUGUGGAGGAAAAGUGCGAUUACCAGACACAUCAGGUCAUAUACAUGAUGGUCAUGGAAAUUACUCAAUUGAUGUGAAAUGUAGUUGGCUUGUAGAUGCAGGUGGUAUACCCAAUACCACAAUCCGAUUGCAUCUCGAGGAGUUUGCCACUGAAUGCGGCUGGGAUCAUUUGUAUAUAUUUGAUGGUGACAGUGUCGAUGCGCCCUUGCUUGCUGUGUUCAGUGGUCUUAUGUACAAAGAUGGUUAUACCAUCAGAAAAAUUCCAGAAGUGGUAGCAAAGUCUGGUUCAGCUUUAUUGCAUUUUUACAGUGAUGUUGCGUACAACAUGACAGGAUUCAAUAUUUCCUAUAGAUUUAACUCCUGUCCUAGCAGAUCUUCUGCAGUGAAUUGCUCAGGACACGGUAUUUGUAUAGAUGGAGUGUGUACAUGUGAUGCAAGCUAUAUGGGUGAGGCAUGCCACAUAGAAGUUUGCCCAGGAAAUUGCGGGGACAAUGGGGAGUGCAACAUGGAGUCUCACCGUUGUGACUGUCACCGUGGCUUCAAGGGUGAUGACUGCAGUCAGUGGGAAGCAACAGGCUACUGGGAAGUAGUACAACCGAAAGAUUUUGUCCCUGUGGGUUCUGCCUCGCAUGGAGCAGUUGUUUGGAGAGAUUCGUUGUACAUAAUAGGUGGUGAAUCAUUUCAUCGUGCUGAAAUGAUAUACGUUUAUGACUUCAAUGGUAAUGUGUGGGAAACACAUCACAUGGACAGCAAGAAUGUUCCACAGCCACGUUACGGCCAUUCUGCUGUUCUUUUUGGGGAUAAAAUUUAUGUAUAUGGUGGUGUUGAAGAAAGUGGAACAAUUUCUGCAGAACUUUGGGCAUUUGAUGUAAAUGCCAAAACAUGGGAAAACAUAACAGUUCGUGCAGAGCACUGUAAUGCUACUGCUCCAAAUGGUUCUAUGCUGUGUGGUCCUCUCAGGUCCGCAGGCCAUACAGCUACCAUAGUGACAGGACGUGGUGGAAAGUCAGAGAGGAUGAUUGUUAUUUUUGGUUAUUCUCCUCAUUACGGGUACCUGAACACUGUCCAAGAAUACCAUUUUGGAACACGGGAGUGGAUUAUUGUUCGGACUGUUGGCUAUCCAGUAAAUGGAGGCUAUGGACACAGCAGUGCUCUAGAUCCCCUUACUAAUUACAUUUAUGUGUAUGGUGGUUUUGUGUCUGAAAGUUCAGCUCAAUCAGUUCUGACCAACCGAAUGUACUCGUACAAUCCAAACACCCAUAAAUGGUUACGACUGGCAGAUGCUCCAUCAGCUCGGUUCCUGCAUACUGCAACUUUCGUUUCUUCUGGCCUUAUGUUGGUGUUUGGUGGAAAUACUCACAACGAUACAGCUCAUAGUCAUGGUGCUCGUUGUUAUUCUGCUGACCUGCUUGUUUAUGAUGUUCUGUGUAACCAUUGGGAUAUCUCGGAUGCACCUCACCUACUGCGUGCAGAUCUUGCAAGAUUUGGGCAUUCUGCUGUCACAUUUGAGGGUGCACUCUAUCUGUAUGGUGGUUUUGAUGGACAGAUGCUCUCUGAUAUGAUGAGGUUUGUACCAGGAAAAUGUGAAAGUCUGACCAAUGACACUAUGUGCGAAUCAAUAAGGUUUGGAGUGAAAUGUUUGUGGAUACCCCAUGCAAACAAAUGUGUUUCUCUGUCUGCAGAGAAUUUAAUUAAUUUUAAAAAUUACAGUCUGUGCAAGGAAACUACCCAGAGUAGCUGCAGUGACUGUCAGGACUGUACCUCAUGCUCAAAUACUUUUGGGUGUGAAUGGUCUAAUGAGAGUAGUUCAUGUUUACUUAGAGAUGCAGAUAGAAAAAUGCAGGUUUUACCAGCAGAUCGUUGUCCCAACCGUGAACUUGCAGAAUGUAAUCAGCUGCAUAACUGCCAGGCCUGCACUAGUAACACUCAUUGCCACUGGACUUACGAGGUGCCAUGCAAAGCAGUGGGAAAUGUUUCUGUUGUAGAACCACAGGAGUCUGUGCCAUGUGGAAGUGUCUGUGCCGAACUGACAUCCUGUUACAACUGCACUCAGGAAGAAUGCAUUUGGUGUCAGAAUGAGGGAAGAUGUGUUGAUAAAAAUGCCUACAGUGUGUCUUUUCCAUAUGGCCAAUGCCGUGAGUGGACAACACAGCAGAGUCGCUGUCGCUCACCAGUUGCUGGAAAAUCUUCUUGCAGCUUCUUCGCCACAUGUGCAGAUUGUCGAGAAGAUCCAGCUUGUGGAUGGUGUGAUGAUGGUUCAGGUACAGGUCUAGGGGUGUGCCUUCCUGGUGGAAAUCUGAGACCAGCACAAGAUUUCCCUUGCCCUUCCAGCCUCUGGUACUUCACACAGUGCCCAACUUGUCAGUGUAAUGGCCAUAGCACCUGUGCAAAUGGAACAAGUCUUUGCAAUCAACCUUGUGCCAACCUUACACGUGGUCCCCACUGUGAGCAAUGUGUGCAUGGCUAUUAUGGAAAUCCAGUUAAUGGAGGAAAAUGCAGUCCCUGCGAAUGUAAUGAUCAGGGCACUGAAUGCCAUCCAGACACAGGAAAGUGUUUUUGCACAACAAAAGGCAUUGUCGGUGACCACUGUGAGCGGUGUGAUACUCAGAAUCAUUACCUCGGAGAUCCCACGAAUAAAGGCUCUUGUUUCUAUGAGCUCACAAUAGACUAUCAGUUCACUUUUAAUUUAUCAAAGAAGGAUGAUCGCCAUUAUACACAGAUUAAUUUUAGAAAUAGUCCACCAAAGUCGGAUGUGGAUGCUGAAUUUAGUAUUACUUGUUCAGUUCUAGCGAAGAUGAACCUCACCAUGAAGACUGCUAACAACGUAGAAAAGCCAAUACUGACCAAUCAUAAUUGUACAAGCUAUCGGUAUCGCUUCAACAAGGCUGAACAUAAUUUUGGCACUUUGGAUAAUGUUACAUUGACUACUUUCUAUGUUUAUGUGUAUGAUUUUCGGCCACCAUUAUGGAUUCAGAUCUCCUUCUCACAGUAUCCAAAGCUGAAUUUGCAACAGUUCUUCAUCACAUUUUCAACGUGUUUUUUACUCUUACUUCUUGUAGCUGCUAUUCUCUGGAAGAUCAAGCAGAAGUAUGAUAUGUACAGAAGAAGACAGAGAUUGUUUGUGGAGAUGGAACAAAUGGCAAGCCGUCCUUUCUCCCAAGUAUUAGUUGAGAUAGAACAACGGGAGAAGUUGGAAGAUUCCUCAGAGUCAAUAUCCACACUUAGGAAAAAGAAAAAGGAUUCACCAAGUCCCAUAGCACUUGAGCCUUGUUGUGGAAACAGAGCAGCAGUUUUGUCCCUGCUGGUCAGGCUUCCAACAGGUGGCGAAAUGUAUACGCCUCCAGGGCAGUCAGCUGGAUUAGCAGUUGCGUCGGCCCUGGUGACUCUUGGAAACCCAAGGAAAGUGAGCAUAGAUCCCACAGGAAAAACUGAAGCAAAGGCAAAAUCUCGAAAAUCUCUUUCAAGUCAGCAUCCUGACAGCUGUAUAUAGCGUCAUAUCUUCAGCAGUCCCAAGUUGGCUAUUUCGUGAAGUUCUCAUUCAGCACUAAUGUGUGCAGAGUGAGCAAGCUGUGAUAGUGUAGCAUGCCACAAGAUUCUUGCUGUGUCAUUAGUUUAGCUGAUCGUGUGAAUCAACAAACUGGUGUCUAAUCCAAAGGAUUUCUUCUGUUUUCUACAAGACAGUGUGUUAGGUAUUAAGUUUUUUAAGAAAAAAAGGAAUCUAGUCAAAAGACUAAUGUUAAGUGUUCACUUACCAUCCUAUGUGCUGGUGCGUCCCCUUUUUGCAAUCCUCUCUCCCGGUGUUAUCUAAUGGACUGAUUAGUAACUUAACGUAUUAUUAUUCUUAUAAUUAUUUGCAUUUCCUGCAAAGCAUAAGACUUCCAUUCUCUUAAGAGAAAGUGAUAUCUUUUUAUAUAAUCUAAAUGUGAAAUUAAAAUAGGGAUAUCGAACUUGAGUAAAGGUAGAUGAAAGAACAAAUUUCAGUAAGUCAAAAGACAAUUAUAAAUGUUGUCAGCUGAAUACCUAUAGCUGCAGAGAUCAUUUCAGUAAUUAAUAAUGGAGAGGGAAGGUAAUUAUCCCUGGACAAGCUGGUCAGUAAUAAGAACUAAGUAUGGGCAUGAGACAUAGUGCAUCGUUUUGGUACAUGUGAUGACUGUCAGAGAAAUUAAUACAGCACUCUAAAAAAUUAACUGAACUCUUCAGUACAUCAUUCUAGGAACGACAAGAUUUGAGUGUGUGUUAAAGAGUACAACAAAAUUCCCACUCAGGGGGGAGGGUAGUGUAUAAUCAAAAAGAAAUAGGUCUAGAGAGAACAAUUUAAAAAGAAAUUAUGAAUAUUUUGUAUGUUAUACUGUGAGAAUGUGAUCUAUGAACAGUUAAAAAAAGGACAAAGACCAGAGGAAGGAUGUUGGACAGUUCUGAAUUUGUAGCUAGUCAUUUGUUGAAGAGAAACUGCCCAUAAGUAAUUUGAAAGAAUAUUGAAGUUGUGGACAUGGAAUACCAAACAGUCCUUGCACAUAUUAGGUGGUAAUAUUCUUUAGAUGAUACAGUUCUUGGUGAAGAGGAUACUGAAACAGAAAUGUCACAUCUUCCAAAAUUCUUCUCAGACUUUUUGUAAAAUUUAACAUCGGUAACUGGGCAGGUGAAGGCUGUUAUAUAGCCUACUAUUAAAAAUGACAAAUUUCCUGUAAAACUUUCAUUAGCCAUAAUGAAAUUUGCUUUUCACUAAGUGUACACUUGCUUUUAAAGUGAUGUUAUUUGGUCACUUAUAAUAAGCGUACACAUUUAAAAUCUUAUUAAGUUAUGACACUUUGUGAUUGAUUCUGGCAGUAUUGAAAAUUUGCUUCAAAAUAAGCAGUCCAAGCUUGUAAAUUUCUGUUACUGUUUUUACUCAUGAUGAAAACUCCUUCAGUUAUGAUUCUGUGCUCUGACAUAGUAACAUACUUAUCUCCAGUAUAUAGACUCCAGUGAUGAAAUUAUCAUUUAGGGUAUAAGUUAACACUAAAAAGAUGUCCACAAGGGAGGGGAGCUGCCCACAGUCUUUGUUCUUACACUCCAUUCACUUGUGCAGUCCAGAUUACAACAACAUUCAAUUAUAAAUUUAACAUUGACUGUCACGGUUUACCUGUUUGAGGAUUACACAGAAUGCAGUUUCCACUGCUGGUCCUUCUUUUAUAUAAAAUUGCCCCCCUAUUAAUAUUAUAGUGACAGAGCACCACUGGUUUGAUUGUGUCAUGGUUGUUACAAAAGCAUAUUCCCUUGUCACAUGCAUCCACUAUAGAGUUUAAUUGGAUGUUGUAGUAAUGUGUGCCAUUUGAGAUAACAGGUGUCUUAGUGUAUAUCCUCCAGUGGUAUUCUUGUACAGUCUUCAGUUCCCUUGAAUGCCUGCCAGAUUUAAAAUUUUACAAAUAGUGUGUGACCACAGUUUUCUCUAUAGUAAGUCUAGCAGCUGUUGUAAACUUCUUAUGUCUCUUUUAUAACUGAUGCAUGCAUUGUGGAACCAAGCAGGGUAAUGCUCUAAUGAAGCAGUUACAUGUGUGAGAGAUAUACAAUUUGAUCUGAGAUGAGUACAGUAACAUAGACCAGACCUUUGCCCACUGCCCCCAAUAGCUGAUAAAAUUAAAAUGACUGAAACCAAUAGAAUUGGGAUAAUAUGCAAUGUAAUGUAUCAUACACAUACUAUCCUACUACGCCACAUUAGCCAGAAAGUUUUGAGACCAUGGAAUAACUAAAUGAAGCUUUUGUCAGUAGUAAAUAGUAGCAUUCAAUGUUCCAGUAGUAGUAAGUACUCAGUUUGUGAGGUAAAUGUACCAAAUACCUUUUGUUGUGUCAGUCAUCAGGGCAAAUCUUCAACAAGUGAACAGGGUCUAUGAGUAAAUGCUUUAGGAUUAUGUCCUUUACAGAAGGUGCAGACUUGAGAUGCUGGUUGAAGUAGAGCCUGCAGUUAAAGGGGCAGUUUCUGUAUAGAAGUUGAAAUGUUUGUGAUUGUUAUGGCAGUUGUAAUGAUAUGUUAUAACAAAAAGUUACUCAGUUAACAUUGCAUAUGAGUGCUGAUGUAUAGAGGCUCCAUAUAUCAAGAGUCUUUUGGGGAACAUACCGCUGUGACUAGAGCAUGUACACUCAGGCAUUUUUUCUCUAAAAAAUUAUUCAUGUUAUUAUCCUCCAGGAUAUUGUGUCCCCAUAAAAACCUUUUGCUUACUUUCUCUGUCUUAUGUAAUGACGUGUCUCACUAUCAGAGCAAUGGUAUAAUUGGAUAUAUGUAUGCAUUAUAUAUGCAUAUACUACACAGCCACUUACUACUUCUCAUUGCCUGUUCCUGAUGGUAAAUAUAUGUAUACUGGUGUUAAGGAAGCUUGCACCAUGAACAGCAGAUAGUUGUGUGCUCCUUAGAAGUUCUUAGAAGUUUACAAAAACGAGUGAAAUUCGGUAUUUGUUCUCCAACCACAUAUGUGCUCUCCAGUGCCAGAACUAUCAAUAUUUGUUGCUCUAUGUAAGGCGCUGGAGCUCACUUUCAACUACUAAUGUCUUACAUAUCUUCUGAAAAUAUUUAACAAUAUUGUGAAAAGGAUAGUUGCUACUCACCAUAUAGCGAGAUGUUGAGUCGCAGAUAGGCACAACAAAAAGACUCUUAAAAAAUGAGUUUUUGGCCAACAAGGCCUUCGUCAGAGAUAGAAAACACACACACACACGCAAACACAACUCACACACAUAUGGCCGCAGUGUGUGUGUGUGUGUGUGUGUGUGUGUGACGAAGGCCUUGUUGGCCGUAGCUCAUUUUCUGACAGUCUGUUGUGCCUGUCUGCGAAUCAGCAUUUCCACUGUAUGGUGAAUAGCAACUAUCCUUUUCAUAAUAUUGUUACAUUCCAACCUGGAUUUUCCAUUUCUGAAGAUAUUUCUUGCAUAUGUGAUUCACCAGACCUUAAGGGGAAAUUAAGUUUGUUAUUCUUAUCUCUGACACAUUUCUUUAAUUUCACCCUGUCCUCUUUCUUCUUUCACUGCUUUACCCCCAAAAUUUGUUUUUAACUGUGAUAAACUAAUUUUUAUUAUUUUACUUUUCUUUUUGUCUGUGCAUGUAAAUAUUUUUCUGUCAGUUGGUUUUAUGUUUUCAUUAUUUGUAAUAGCAUUUUUGUUAUGCAGGGCCUUGUUUUUCUUUUCCAUUUUAUUGUUUCUCUUUUGACUUUUUCCCUUGUCCUUGUCCUAGUGUUUGUCGGCAACAUAUUAUUGUAAAUGGAUAACUCUUAUUGGCUCCUAUGGUACAUAAGUGUGGUUUCUGGCAUUUGUUCUUCAGAUGUUUCUGUUGUGUACUUAAUGUCUUAUAUUGAUGAAAUGCCUCAUUUUUGCUGCCUUCCCUCUUUUUUAUGUUUUCCCUGUCUUUGUUGUUUGUUUAUUUCCAUGAUGGGAACUUUCCUUUAUACAACCUUUAGUAUUUACUUUGUAUAUUGUGACUACACAGCAUUAUCUACUGUAGUUAUGUACACAUUUGUAACUACCUUUAUUCAGUUUGAUACCUUUUCAUAUUGUUGUCACAAACUUUACAAUAUUUUUCAAAGUGGAGAGAGAUGAUAACAAAAUACUCAAUUUCAGAAAAUGAACUAAAGGAUCUGAAGUAACCAUUGAUGUAAUUAUUUAUCCUAUGAACUGUUUUUACUCUUGUAAAAAAUGAAAGUUUAUUAUUUGUACAGUCUUUUUUAAUAUAUUUUUGUAAUUUUCAAGUACACAUUUUUAUUUUUAUUUAAUGAUUUAUUUAUUUAUGAGCAUAUCAGAUGUUAUGGAAAUGGUCUUAAUGUGUUAUAUCAUAUAGAUAUUCAUUAUUUGUUCUGCUUAAUAUUGUUGUCCUGUACAGUGCAUUUAAUAAGUCCAGUAUAAGGACUCAUUAUAUUGUUGUGAAAGCAGAAUUCUUUUCCUGGUACAUGCUUAUCACUAUUUACUAGUUAAUAUUCAUAAUUUGACUAAGUUUUAUGUAUGUGGUAUUUUUUGCUGUUUUUAAUGCAUCAGACUCUGCAUUUGUUGGCAGUAUUCUGAUAACUUGUUUCAAAGGAACAACAGUUUGUUUAUGUUGGCACAAACAUUCCUUUGUACUCGCAGUACAUCCUUCCUAUGCAAUAAUUUGUUUUAGAAAUGAAGCCUUGUGUGUAAAUAAUGUUGGUUUAUAAAAUCAGCCAAUAUUAUUUGGUGGUGAUAUUUGUAUGUAAGCAUUUCCACAUCCAAGGGACAUCAGACUACAAUUAAUGUAUUGUACAUUGUAGUCUUUUUUCUUCUUCCUUCUGGUUAGAAAUGUACCACUUUAAUUGCACUUUCAUGUGCUUGAACAGUAUUUGUUUAGCCCUAACAAAACUACAAAAAUGUAAAGUGCAUGUUGCCAAUCUGUAGGAAAUGUAAUGAAUGAAAUUGUGUUUUAUGAUAGUCUUUUGUUUGUCACAAACACAGUUCUCAGAUUUUAUGGACAGUACCAUGUGGUAGCCACAACAAUCAUAAGCUGUGAAAAUCAUCAUUACUGACUCUACGAACCAGAUAUUUUUGAAGGCCCUGUGAAGUUGAAAUGGAAAGGCAAGGUGUAAUUACAGCCUGGAGCUGUCAUUCUGUUUGUGAAUCAUUUGCAGACAGCAUUGUAGAAAUAGAACUGUCAGUGAACAACGUGUAUAUGGCUAAAUCCCAUUUUUAAUCUGUCAUGAUUAAUCAAACCAGUGUUUAUUGCCCAUGAAGUAGUAAACUUGAUUCUAAAAUUUUUGGAAUACACAUCAGUGUAAUAGAACAGUCAGGUAAUGUUUUCUUAAGGAAAGUGAAGACUGUAUGCAGACCAUAAAUUUACUUUUAGUUCUGUCACUGUUGUUAAGAGUUUAGCAGUUCACUGGUAAUUUGUACUGAUAGAGAGGGCAUUUUUGUUAUAUUGAUUGUACAUACUGACAAUCAAAAGCUUAAAAGAACAUUAUUCAAUAAAUAUUGCUCUUUAUUCACACAUGCCACCACAGUUAGCUUGUCGUAACAUCAUUAUGUCGAUACACUUGUACACUCAGUCACAUCUGCAAAACACACACACACACACACACACACACACACACACACACACUUUGAAAUUGAUUUGGUUUAGAAAAGAUUUCUAAUUUGGAUAAUGAAAAGCCUGUGGUUAACAAUAGUGUGAGAUUCAGCUGACAGACCGACAAUCAUUUUAAAGUAGUUGGACUGGUUUGUGGAUAGACACAAGUAAAUAUAACUUCUUCUAAAUUAUUUAACUCUUUAUUCAUGUGCAUGUACCUUAUAUGCAUCUGUCCACCAAUCAGAACUUCUCCUUGUUACUUUGUGGUAGUCUGUACAGCCAGCCAUUAUUGAUUUAUGUUUGGGUAAGAGCCUUUGUGUCAGUCUAUGCUCUAUAGGCAAAACUGCACCAAAUUUAUUAUUGAAGAAGUGAUACAGUAGUCAAACAUAGUUUCCAAACAAAAACAUUUACACCAACAAAACAUUCUACUGAAUAGGAAACAUUUACUAUGUACAUAAAUUUGGGGUGCACUUAGAAAAGUAGAGAAGUCUAAAAAGUGGGUGGUUGUGAAGGAAAGCUAUAAACAUAGAUUCAUUGAUAAGACUUUCUAAUGUGGUUAGAGACUGGAUAAACAAUUGCCUUAUUCUUUGAUGUGUUCAAAUGAGUUGUUGAUUCCAUAUUUGAACAAUAUUUCGAUGACCAAACCACUCCCUUUCUUCAGGAACAGCAAGCUGUGCAAUUAGUUUACUCGCUGCGUGCUCUCCAGGCAGACUGUGAAGUAUUGUUGGUGCCAUACUGCCACUUACACCAGAGUUUGUCUCCCAGUACUGGCUACACCCUUUGAUGCUCAUUUACUUUUCUGAACCCACAUAGUUAUUCCAUGAAAUACACAUUUUCUCAGUAUUUCCCAGCCCUGACAGAUGAGAAGGCCAGUGAUAUCUUACUAAAUAGAGUCUCAUAUCCCAAUCUUUAAGUAAAUUGGAACCUCCAUCCCAUUUUAUUAGAUUUACUUAGUCUUUAUUUUAAAACAUUCCUUAGGCAUCUGCCCUGGACACUUUGCACUUUCACCAUAAUACUGGGUACAUAAUAUUUCAUUUCAUGAUUAUAUUCAAGACAGUGCCAAAGCUGCAUUUUCCUUGUUGUUUUAGUAUAGUGUGUCAAUGAUGUUCCUUGCACAUCUCCUCAACUGUUUAAUAGUCUAAUCCAUAUAUAACCUUCCAUUUUACACACAUAUUUCAAAGUCCUAAAACAUCUUAAACAUUACUAAUAUGACUUUUAAUCUUUAUUGAUGUGAGUGUAAUACAUUUAAUGCCACUUUUCUGUAGGAAUCAACCAGUCUUUCCUGAGACUGGGCCAGCAUAAGAUGAUGCUUAUCUUUGUUUUUUCUGUCCAACUGCGGUCUCAGACAGUGUUGAUUUUGACUGGAACACCCACUCCGUUUGUCAAUCUGUGUACCCAUAUAUAUGUGGAAAAUUGUUAGAAGGUGGUGUGGUUCUUUGGUGCAGCUCUCUUUGUCUGGCUGUGAUCGAACUAUAUAGACUAGAAUCUUUAGGACAGAAUUUCUUUAUGGCAGAUGAUAAUAACUGAACAUCAAACAGAGAAAACUUGAGUGAUGAUGUCUUUACUUGUAUAUUCUAUUGUAUUUUGGAGGAUUGUAAUUUUGUAGACGGUACUUUCUGAUAAUUUUCAUCAUUAUUCAUUAUAUUACCUUGUCAUGUUACAGUCCUUGGGUCAUGAUACAAAUUUUAAAAGCUUGAGUGGUGGCUGAUAUGUAUUCCUUGAAAAUGUUGACUAUAUUGUGGCUGUGUUGUCUUCUCACUCUUCAUUUGUUCUCAGGUAUGGAAGAAAGAACUAUAAAGAUUGUCAAUAGAAUGCAUAUUUACAUUCAUUACACUAAAAAUGAGAGAGUAGUGGUGGUGAAAAACCACUUGGAGAUCUGAUUAUCAGAGUAAAUAGAUUUGAACUUUCUCACUUUCCUCCACUUUUUCCAGUUAGGCCAGAAAUUUGACAUGGUGAAAAUGUCAGUUAUAAUUUUGAAAGAAAAAAUUAAGAGUCACAUUUUUCAUGGAUAAAUUACAAGAAAUUGGUCUGAAAAUAGUGAAUGUAACUGUGUUGCUGCAGAUACCCCUAAUGAAAUUUCUGUCUUCAAGGGGAUCAAGAAAAUUAUAAGAUAGAUAUUUUUUAAAGGAAAAGGAAAAUUUUGUACUGCUGCAGCAGAAAGAAAUUAAUGAAGAGAUGCAAGACAGUUAUUAAACCUGAGGUGGCUGGUGGUGUUUUAAUAUUCUGAUUGCUUGUAGCAAUGUUUUGGAAUGUGCGAAGAGAGCGAACAUUUUCAGUGUGUGAAGAGAGCGAACAUUUUCAAUUACCUUAUUAAUUUUGAAAACUAUUUUUUGUUUUCUAUAUAUUAUUGUACCUUAGUUGUAAUCCUAUCUUGCUACCAACCCCAAUCCUCUCCCUCCCCCUCCCUCCAACAUGGGCGCACGCGCCCACACACACACACACACACACACACACACACACACACAAAUGGUUGUUUUCCUCUGUUUUAUUUUCAUUGUUAUCUGCAAAUUAACUACCAACUGUAUUUUUGUGGUUUGUUGUAAUUGCCUGUCUGUUUUUCUCAUCAGUGCAUAAGUUAGGUAGCAAUUGCUGGUAACAAGAUGCACAGUUGUAAUUACUUUUCUGGUGGUUAGCAGUACCCUUUGCUUUGGCUCUUCACCCAGCAGCAUAUGAGAGUUCACAUUUCAGUUGAUGUUUGUCUUGUCUUCAAAGAGCUGUUAUUAUGAAUAUUGAUACUGCCAUUUUUCAAAGCAGUUUCUGGAUGUUUAUCAAGUGAAAUAAUUGAAGAGAGAGAAAAUGGAAACUAAACAACAGUGAAAUCCCAUUUUGUAUCUCAGCAGAGAUUUCAGUUUACAGAGAAUUUAACAUUUAAGCCUUGUUGAUAGUAUCCAUAGUAUGGAAGACAAAUAAAUGCAAAGUUAUUUGUAAGUGCCAUUAGAUUAGUUGCUUAUGUUGUUCAUUGCAAAUUAUGAUAGAAAAUGCCAGUUGUACUCCACUGAAGGACAAAAAGGCAUAUGGUGAUGUAGAACAUACAGCACUUAUAUAAAAGACCUCAUGCCCCACAGGAAAUCAGAGAUAGUGUUAAAUUUCACUGUUAUAGAUAUAUGUGCAGGUGUAGCAGGAUGUUAAUCAUUGCAACUGCAAAAUUCUUCCUCCUCCAUCAUCAUCAGUUAAUUAUUGACUUCUGUAAAAAUGUCACCUCCAGAAAGUAUAUCAGGUAUUUGGCAAAUUUUGAUAGUGAAAUGACUUCUUCAGAAGUACUUCUCUUUAUUUCCUCUUGGGUGGUUAUGAUGUGUAACAUAAAAGAGUGUGCUGUGAGUUAACUUACUGUAUAACAGUAAAAGUUUUCUAUCCACUCUGGUGCAUUACUCUGUUCUAAAUGCUCAAAAAGUCAUUUGAAGCCAUUGAGCUCACAUACACCCUUACAAAUCUUUGAUGAUGAUGUCUUGUUUUCAGUUUUUCAUCAAAUAUCAUAGUUGCCACAUAGGUCACAGAUUUCACUAAGCAAUUUGCUUUAAAGUAAUGCUGAGUUAUUUGAAAGAAGGUAGAAAAAAUAAUAUCAUUUUAAUUGGGGCAGAGUAAGUGACAUUUCAUAAACAGGUUUAGUGUACCUGGAUUUUUGUACAUUAUUAAAAAUUUACAGGCUUUAGGCAUUUCCUGCAGAUUCUUCUUCAUUUUAGUCAGUUGUAUCAAACAUCAUUUUAAACAUCUAAGCACUAAUUUAAUAUGAGAACAGAAAAUUGAGGGAGUGGAAUGAGGGAACAAAAUAAUAGUAUAGUGGAGGUGCUCACCUGAAUAGCAUUCAUUUAUUGCUGGAGUUGUUUAAGAGGAUAUUUUGCAGUGUAAAAAUUAUCUACCAUUUAGUGUCUGUGAUGAAUCUUGUUUCUGGGAUUUGUUUGUGUUCAAGUGCGCCAUUCAAAAUUUUCAUCUGAAAUUCAGUUAAAUCGGAUACUCUAGCACACAACAUGUUCACCAAUAAUCAAAUAUUUGUUUGCUAAGUUUGCUUUCCUUUCCUUGAAUUUUGUGCUGUACAAGCACAUUUCCACAUCCUUCUCUGCAUAGAAAUGUAAUAUUUGAACUUUUAUUGCAACACAUCCUGGCUGCGCUCAAAUAAGACUUGAAAUACAUUUAUUGCUUCAGCUUAGUUUUGAAUCCUUUUCUUUCUCCUAGCAGUUUAUUGAGACAGUCAGUUGCCAUUCUUUUCACUGCCACCUUACAUGAAAAUUGGUUUCAUCAUGAACAGCAUUAGGCAAAUUUUGAAUUGGUGAUGUUGUAUGACAGAUGGAAGCUUGACUCAUAACUAGAGAUAAUAGUGUAGUGUUAAUCCAGUAGUUCUUACACAUGUUUUAAAUAAAAUUAGUGCCAAACAUCAUAUGUGACUCAACAACUUUUAAUUCAGUAUUGUUUAUCUUAGACAUACAACUCAAUCCCUUUAUUUUUAAAAUUCUGCUAGGCAGUAAAAAAAUUGUUUCUUAUUAUUUAAAAUAUUGGGUGUUACGUGACAAGCUUGCAAAAUUUAUUUGUUCAUUAUCAAGUAAAAAUGUGUGCGCACACACGCACGCGCGUACACACACACACACACACACACACACACACACACAUUGUCUCAUUUGAAACUUACAAUUGCAGCCUAAGUUUUGAUAGGCUUUUAAUUUUCUGUGCAGUAGAAAUAUCAUUACAGACUAGAGACAGAGACCAGUUUCGCUUUCCUUGUGUCGGUAAUAACUUUUAUAUGAAAACACUAGGCACUACAUUCCUGACUCAAUGAGUAGUCCACAUUAAAUGUAUUUAUUUGUAACUUAUUUAAAUAUGUUAGAUUAAUACGUAGGCCUAAAAUAAUUGCACUGAUUUGCCGAGAAUACAAAAACUCAUGGGUUAACCAUUGAAAAAAAAAAAUGCAAUAAUCAAACAUUGUGAGGAAUGAUCUGUUUUUCAUAUAAAAGAAGACCAAAAUUGAGUGAUAAUGUCAAUAUCUUUGUGAAGAACAUUGCUUCCUGAAAGAGAUUACAGUCUUCAAGGUUUCCUUGGCAUUGCUUUUUUUCUAACUUGUAUAUAUGUUUAUCCAGGGAACUUUAUUGUGUGAUGAGUGAAGUUAUUGGUGCUAUGAGAAAUACUGAUAUGUGUUAAUGGUGUUCGUGAUAAAGACUGUUAUGGAAGGGGUGUCAUAUGUACAUGUGUGUGUGUGAAUGAGUGGCUGCAUGUAUCUUCAGAUACAUAUAGCACAUAAUAAUAUCCAUAUAUUGGUUGAAUAAAAAUUUUGGAUAGCCCUA